This is a messenger RNA of Ceraceosorus guamensis, 4215 nucleotides long. Its product is annotated as P-loop containing nucleoside triphosphate hydrolase protein. Bases 1 to 4215 code for a protein of 1404 amino acids. The record is from RefSeq and is a predicted model, not a curated record. Gene Ontology annotation, molecular function: nucleic acid binding; ATP binding. The transcript is spliced from 26 exons. NCBI's taxonomy places the organism in Eukaryota, Fungi, Basidiomycota, Exobasidiomycetes, Ceraceosorales, Ceraceosoraceae.
AUGGAUGAUGAUAACGCCUUGUAUCAGAGUGUUGAGGCUCUCCUGCGCCCUGCCGAGGAGGACUAUAGUCGCCCAUCAACGCAGCCUGCGACGCAGCAGCAAACACGCAAUUUUGACUUUGAAUCCGAUUCAGCAGGUGGCGCACCGCCACAUCGCGCGCCCCUGUAUUUCAUGAGCGAAUAUCGAGGACUUCAACCAGCCCAACAGGUCCCUUUGAGGGCAUUGUCCCAUGUCUGGAGCCACUCACAGCCUGAAGGCAUGGACGACCUGCCUCAACGCUCCUCGCCAACGCCUGCAUUUGUGUUUGGAGCAGGCCCGAGCAUUGACCCGGCUAACCUUGCCUCCACAGGUUUCGUCGAGCCUCGUCUUGAACACUCGCCCCAACAGCAUUCGAUUGCGGGCUCGGGCCCAAAGACUGAUGCGGACAUCUACAGGUCACUCUUUCAAUUUCCAGCUUUCAACGCUGUUCAGAGCACCGUCUUCGACACGAUGCUAAAAUCCGAUGACAAUUGUGUGGUCACAGCGCCCACAGGAGCGGGAAAGACGGCAAUCUUUGAAUUCGCCAUCAUACGCAUGCUUCAGAACCACGGCGUCAACGCCAAGGCGGUCUAUGUUGCUCCAACCAAGGCGCUGUGUUCUGAGCGGGCGGCCGAUUGGGCUGGCCGCUUUGCGCACGCCAAUUGCACCGUAGCCGAGCUCACCGGCGACAGCGGCAAAGGCGAUCUCUCAAUCACCAAAAGAGCACGUGUGAUUGUGACCACGCCUGAAAAGUGGGACAGCUGGCAAGAGGGACGUGCGAUCUUUGACAAGGUCAAGGUCUUGAUGAUCGAUGAGGUCCACAUAUUGAGGGAACGGCAACGCGGGGCGCGCGUGGAAGUACUCGUUUCCAGAAUGAAGACGUACGGCAAUAACGUGCGCAUCAUUGCCCUUUCAGCCACAAUUCCAAACGCUUCAGACAUUGCGCAGUGGCUGCGCAGCUCUGGCGGCAGCUCCAAAAACGGCAUCGAGCUCUCCGAUGCCACAGUUCCAAGUGCUGCAAAGCUCUUUGAAUUCGGCGAAGAGUUCCGGCCAUGCCCACUCAAGAAAUACAUAUAUGCCUACCCCAAUCCGACCGGCGACUUGUGGAGCUUCAACAAUACCUUGAACAGCAAGCUGCUACCUUUGAUCACGGAGCAUGCCAGGCGGCGUCCAGCCCUGAUCUUCGUGGCGACGCGCAAAAUGACGGUGCAAGCUGCCGAAGCUAUAGCGAAAGAGUUCAAGAUCCAGGAAGAGCGAGGAGAAGUGACGCCUUGGUCCAGACCAUCCGCAAACCAACUCUCGUCUUAUAUCGACCCGCAGCUACAUGACCUCGCUCGUGUCGGUAUUGCUGUUCACCAUGCCGGUCUCGAUCAGCAGGACCGUCAAGCUGUCGAAAGAGACUUUCGCAGUGGUGCCAUUGGUGCUCUUUGUGCAACGAGCACGCUGGCGGUGGGCGUCAAUCUUCCCGCCUACCUCGUAAUCGUGAAGGGCACCAAGAAGUACGAUGGCUCCAAAAUGGUUGAUCUGACUGACUUUGACUUGUUGCAAGCAAUCGGGAGGGCUGGCCGACCCAAUUACGAUCGCGAAGGUGUGGCGUGCAUUCUUACGGAAGAAAGGGAGCGCAAGCGAAUCUCGGAACUCGUCCAGGGAGGGACAAAUGUCGAGAGCGUCCUUCAUCAUGAGCUCAUAGAGCAUGUCAACGCCGAGCUCACCCUGCGAGAGAGAACCGAAGAAAGUGCCAUUCAAGAAUGGCUGGAGUCGAUGUUCUUGUUUGUCAGGAUGCAGAAGAAUCCGAGCCAUUACGCGGUAGCAGGCGUCACCUCUGGUCGGGCAGCUUUCAGCGAAGUGAAGGCAGCCAUCCUGUCAAAUGCGCUAGACAAAUUGCAAGAGCAUGGUUACAUCUCCCGAGAAGCGACUUCAGACUGUUCUGGCCUGAUCUGCUCCACCGACCUCGGCAAUAUACUUUCAAAGUACUACCUCGGGCUGGACACGCUUCACAGGCUCACGCGGGUUCCGCGCAACGCCAAGACUGGCGAUAUUCUAGAGGCUAUAUGCCAAGCUGAAGAGUGGAAGGAAUUGCGAUUCAGGUCUGGCGAAAAGGCUGCUUGGACAAAGGUCAAGGGGCACGAAGCCAUUCGGUUUCCUCCAGCCAAGAUUACGACUGCGGCAGAUAAGGUCACUCUUAUCAUACAGGCGACGCUUGCUGGGGUCACCAUUGCGGAGGCAAUGGAAUGCGACAAGAGCGAACGUAAUCACAGUUUUCAGGACGUGCACUACGUAUUUGAGCGCGUCCCGCGCAUUCUCAAAGCGUUGUUAGACGUUGCCCUUCUCAAUGCCGAUGGGGGAACGGUCAAGUCUGCCUUUGAACUGCUGCGAAGUGUCAGCGGCAAGGCCUGGGAUGGCACAUGGGCAACGCUGCGCCAAUUGGACGGCGUUGGCGACAAAUCAGCAAGGAUCCUAGCCGAUGCCCGCCUGACAGACCUGACGUCGGUCAUGGAUUGCACACCCGAUAGAAUCGAAAUUCUUCUAAAUCGCAAACCACCGUUCGGCAAGAAGGUGAUCGAGAGUGCAAAAGCCUUGCCGAGGUUUGCCAUUCACAUUGAGCUGCAAGAACAAUCUCUGAAAGCGGUGUCCGGUCGAGGCGUGUGCGGAUCCGUCUCUGCAACAGUAGAGCAACAGCAGGAGGAGUGCAAAGGCAAACGGUUUGGACACACCAUGUUUGUCGUCUGCUUGGCAUUGACCAGCGACAACGAGCUCGUGGAUUUCAGAAAGAUGCCCGUCAGCAAGUUGUCGAAGACCAAAACAUACUCUUUCAAGGUCACAUUCACCAAGCCCUCGCAGUCUUUGAUCCUCAUUGUUGGAUGCAGCGAAGUUUCGGGCACCGCGGUUCGUGCGGAUGUGAGACCUCAAGGCUUCUCACCACAAGACUUCCCAGGACCAGCACUGCUGUAUGGAAAUUCUCCUUGCGAGGAUCCCACAGUAGAUGAGUUUAUGGCCGAGACAGCCUCGGGCGCUCGCAGCUACACUACCUCUGCUGGUCAAGCCCGCAGUAUCCCAACAUUGAGCACCGCCGGUUGCGGCCGAGACGACAGUACAUGCAUCGUGGAGCAGCGCAAAGAAGCGCAUACGCACGAGAAAAUGCCCAACGGAAACUACAAGAUCAGUAGCAUGGCGGGAAGCCCUACGGCGCCCGCUGCGGACUGUGCAACCCGCAAAAAGGACGAUGCGACAGCCUUACCGCCGGAGCUGGAUCUCAGCUCGAAGCGAAGUCGGCAGGAGGCCAUCGACCUGCUCCCAAGCUUCAGGAAAAAGGCAAAGCCGGCGAGCGCAGACAUUGAUCAGAUAGGUGAACUUCGGCGUGGUACCUCAAAUCAGCGCGAUCUUGGAUCAGAAGGCCAGCAGGAUGGUCGAAGGGCUCGGAAACGCCUUGUGGACCUGACCUGGUGCGACAAGGAACCAGACUUUGGGCUGCGCGCAAAGGUCAAUGCAGAUUCCGAACGACGAAGUCUAUCACCUCAUCUUCCUGAUCUCGUAUUGCCUCCGCGGCCAGAACACAAGCACCAGAGCGAACGCGAACAGAGCAAUCUCAACCAAGCCGCCCUCGACGAAUACAGCGAGGAAUACGACGAGCUGGAAAGUGGCCUUGAUCAUCACGCGCUGGACGAGAUUUACGAUGAUAUGGACGAGCUCGAGCCUGUGCGACCCAGUGUCGAAGAUUCCAUUCCCACGGAGGCACUUGACUUUGGGACUGGCCAAGCUGCCCCACCGAUGCACAACAGCGAGCAAGACUUUGAUUCCUUCAUCAACCAGAUUUGUGUCAUAGACGAUUCGGAAGAAGACGAGUUGAUGGAACAGCCUUGCUCACUGCCGCAGCAGCCUCACCCUUUGCCCGUGUUUCGUCAAUCGUCUUCGAGCCCUGCUGCAGGCCCGCAUCACGCUGAGCACGCUAGCUUUGUCGUGCAGCAGUCCCGCGUCAGCUCGCCACGGACUCAUACAGGCCAUCCAUCUGCCAAAGAUUCAGCACGAUUCGAGGCUCAAAGUGGAGAGACGGGCCUUUUGACCGAGUCCAACAACGCGUUUCGGAGCGGCGAAGUUUCCGUGCCUGGUCCUGCAGCUCCAGAUGAAGACAUUGUUGCAGUUGAAGAAGAGGACGACCUGGACGCUUGGCUAGCCGAGCAUACCACCAUCUCGGAUUAG